Molecule: messenger RNA, 2094 nt
Organism: Harpegnathos saltator (Jerdon's jumping ant)
Lineage: Eukaryota; Metazoa; Arthropoda; Insecta; Hymenoptera; Formicidae
Product: TWiK family of potassium channels protein 18
Exons: 2
Coding region: 199-1227 (342 amino acids)
Biological process (GO): potassium ion transmembrane transport; stabilization of membrane potential
Cellular component (GO): plasma membrane
Molecular function (GO): potassium ion leak channel activity; outward rectifier potassium channel activity
Source: RefSeq, a predicted model, not a curated record
UCCCGAAGGAGGAAACGAGAAGGAUAGCGCCGACGCGCGUAGAGGGGCGUCCCGCGAGCCAGAAAUAGAAAUAGAAAAGCCGAGAGUUGCCGCCAAGUAUCACAGCACCAAGGUGCUGCUAGUGUUCUCCAUGUGCGUCUCUUGGUCGUUGAUUCGCCUCGCGACUGCCGCGGCCACGUUGGCAGUUUGCGUCGGAACAUGCCGCGCUCCGGCGUCCCGAUGAUGAGGUCCUCCCUGAGGAGCCGAGACUCGUCCUCGACGUCGACCGGCGUCGAUCCGCGGGAGCGCAUCAAGGACUGUUGUCGCAAGCUAGUGGCUUUCAUGUGCACCCAAGUGGGCGUGGGAGGAUUGGUCGUGGGCUACGCGAUCGUGGGUGCUUUCGGUUUCAUGAUGAUCGAGACUCUGGAGGAGCCGGCGGUGGUAUGCGUGCGCGAGUCCAUCCGCAGGGAUUACGCGGAGGAGCUGUGGCUCGGCACCGCUAGUAAUCAAUCGGUCAACGUGUUCAACCGCACCGCCUUCUGCGAGGUGUCCAACAGCAUCCUGCUGCGCUACCAGGAGAACAUCACCAUCAACGAGCGCAACAAGGUCAACUGCAGCGGCCUCAAGACCGUCGACCUGUGGUCGUUCCCGGCGGCGUUGAUGUUUUGCCUGUCGGUCUUCACGAUGAUCGGCUACGGUAGCCUGGUGCCGAAGACCCAGUGGGGCAAAGGCGCCACUGUGGUCUACGCGGUCCUCGGUAUUCCACUCUACGUGCUCUACUUCCUCAACAUGGGCAAGGUACUCGCGCAAGCUUUCCGUUGGCUGUACACCCGGCUGCACGAGUGCACCGGCCAGAGGAAACCCGGGCAGAGAAUCACCGUACCGUCGACCGCUUGCCUCUGGGUGAUAUUCGGCUAUAUUCUCGCCGGUUCGAUCAUGUUCGCCGAAUGGGAGGACUGGGACUAUUUGGACAGCGCUUACUUUUGCGUCACGUCGCUCUGCAAGAUCGGCAUGGGGGACUUGGUGCCCGGUUGGAAACAAGGCGGCUCCACGCAGAGCAACCAGACCAAACUCAUCAUCAACUUUGUCUAUCUGUUGCUGGGAAUGGGUCUGAUCGCCAUGUGCUACAUUCUGAUGAGGGAGGACGUAUAUGUGAAAGCUCGGGAGCUCAAAGCACAGUUGAACCACGCGAUGGACGCAGCUCACUAUAAGAUGGUGACGUGUUGUAGGUCAGAACCUACGGAUUGAGGGAUCGUGGGAGAGAGUCGUGCUACGGUGCACCGUAGAAACGUAGAAACGAAGAAUAUACUUUGCGUACUAGUCGUAAGGACAAGUCGUAAGGACAGAUCGUAAGAGCCGCUAUGAAUCAUAGCCAGCCGGUUUUUAAUCAAAGUGCCGGUUGCUGGCGGCCGGUGGGAAAUGUUGAGAUAAAUUGUAUAAAAAUAGGAAAGCAAACCGAUAUCGUCGAUAUCAGAGAGAUGGGAAUCGAUCAGUACAAACAUUCUCGUAGAUGCUGAUUACCAACGAUUGGAUGUUGCUGAUUUUACGUUUACAAACGCUACGAAGAAAGCGUCAUCUGCGAGAAUAGUUGGCAGUCUACAAGGAUGAGUGGAGAAAUUAUGGAGUAAAAGAGCCGUAACACUCUGUCCAGUUAAUCAAUCACAAAAUCCAUAAUCUCUCGCAUUUGAAAUAUCUUUGCGUUGCGUUGCAUCGCUGUACGAGACAAAACAACGUCUGCUCCUUACGUUUCAUUUACGCAUGAAUUUGUUCGAAGACGACGGCAAUUUAUGGAGCUGCCGGUGAGGUGUUUGUCACGGAGAACGGACAUGGACUCGAGUGUUACACAACGCCAGAUAUAUUGAUCCGAUGGGACAUGUCAACCGCGAAAUAAUCCGGCCGCUUCCGAUUACUGAGGACGUACACAGUUGCUGUCUUCUAAUUUAUCGAUUAUGAUAAUGUCUAGCCCAGUGAAUUAAUGAGCCUACAAUGCGUAUCGCUGAGAAAGAUUGCGCAAACACACACGUAGAUAAGGAUUUCGUGCAUCAUCACACACAUUCCACAAAAAAUUAUUUGUAUAAUAUGUAUACGAUCGCACGGGAAUAAAAUUGCGCUAUU